AUCUUUGUUAAUCCGAGAUAAGUGUUCUCAUAGUCUAUUCCAUUGCGUAUUUCGAUCAUUGUAAUUGGGUUUGAUCAUCGAUGGCUGAAGUAGAAGUGAACGAACGCAGGAUUGUGGUAGCGGUGGACGAAGGAGAAGAGAGCAUGUAUGCGCUAUCCUGGUGUCUAAAGAACGUAAUCUCCCGAGAUUCGAAAGAUACCCUUAUCCUCCUUUACGCUAAACCGCCUUGCUCCGUCUACCCUGCAAUCGAUGGAACAGGGUAUUUGUUUUCCUCCGAUAUAAUUGCGUCGAUGAAGAAAUACAGGACGGAUGUUGCGGAUUGUGUAAUGGAGAAGGCCAAUAACGUCUGCAAGGAUAUUCCUAAUAUUAAGGUGCAGACGAAGGUAGGGAAUGGGGAUCCGAGGGAUGUGAUAUGUGAAGUGGUUGAGAAGCUCGCUGCUGAUUUGUUGGUCGUGGGAACCCAUGGUUAUGGUUUCAUCAAGAGGGCUUUCCUUGGAAGUGUGAGUAAUCACUGCGCGCAAAAUGUCAAGUGCCCUAUUUUGAUUGUGAAGAUGCCAAAAUCGGUGGGUACCAGUAGUUUCCGCAAGUAAUCGGAGUUUAGCUUCGUGAGUUCUGCUCGUCUGGGUAAUCGUUUUUGGGGAAUGGGUAGUUACUGUAGUGUGUAAAUACUGAUUUUUGUAGGAAUUUUUGUUUUGUCUUUUAUCCCUCCCCUUACAAGUGAUCAAUAUAAAAAUGCUCAUCAUGUCUGUGGCCUAUUUUCCUUGCCUCUGUUUAUGAAAAUCCUUUUU
Molecule: messenger RNA, 788 nt
Organism: Telopea speciosissima
Lineage: Eukaryota; Viridiplantae; Streptophyta; Magnoliopsida; Proteales; Proteaceae
Product: universal stress protein A-like protein
Exons: 5
Coding region: 81-590 (169 amino acids)
Source: RefSeq, a predicted model, not a curated record